UAUCUUCAUCAGCCGGCUUCGAACGUAGGUGGACGUGCCGAACAGGUCCUCUCCCACUGAAACAAAUGAACACCAAAAAUCCCCGAUUUUUGGACAAUUGCACUAUUUGUAUAUGUCAAAAUUUUCAAAACGAUUGAUUGUGAAUUGAAUAUCUACAUAGACUUAACUGACGAUGCUGUGUCGAUCACCAUUGCAGCGUGGCUCCUUGAGAUGAGUAAACAAACAACCCACUGCAAUUUUUAGAAAAUGAAGUUCAGCACAUUGUCUCUUGUUAGGUGGAUUGCAGUCCCACUGAUGGUUCUGGUUCUGUCGUGGUCCACACAGUUAGCCACCGGACAGGAUCUGAGCGAUCCCGACAUGCAGGCUAUGCUGACGGAAUACGAAACGGAGCACAUGGUGGAGAGUUAUCGCUUCAAAUAUGCAACGGCUGAUGGACAUUUUCACGAGGAAACAGGCAUGCUCAUGAACCCAGGCACGCCGGACGAAGAAUUGGUGGUGGCCGGAAAGUACGGCUACGAGACGGAUGACGGCACCGAAGUUAUGGUGAUGUACGUUAGCGGGAAGAAAGGAUACAACGCGAAGACGAAAUUCCGCAAAUUGGCAGAGUCAGAACGAAAGAAAAAGUUGUUUGCGUCGUUAGUGGGAUGAGUUCAUGCAAAACUGCAAAAAGUGAAUGGAAUUUGUUGUAUUGCUUUAUUGUGUGCUUUGUAUAAUAAAUUAGUGUAAUCAACCGACUAAGGAAAGUAAGGCACUGCUUGGAAUUCCAAGCGGUUUUGGUAAUUCUACAGCCGGUGUUAACUUAUA
Armigeres subalbatus is the source of this 804-nucleotide messenger RNA. RefSeq lists its product as uncharacterized. Gene Ontology annotation, cellular component: chitin-based extracellular matrix. Bases 247 to 648 code for a protein of 133 amino acids. The transcript has 3 exons. Gene Ontology annotation, molecular function: structural constituent of chitin-based larval cuticle. The record is from RefSeq and is a predicted model, not a curated record. NCBI's taxonomy places the organism in Eukaryota, Metazoa, Arthropoda, Insecta, Diptera, Culicidae.